Suillus discolor is the source of this 1237-nucleotide messenger RNA. Its product is annotated as Aldo/keto reductase. The record is from RefSeq and is a predicted model, not a curated record. The transcript is spliced from 7 exons. The coding region runs from base 10 to 1158 and encodes 382 amino acids. NCBI's taxonomy places the organism in Eukaryota, Fungi, Basidiomycota, Agaricomycetes, Boletales, Suillaceae.
GUCGCCAUCAUGAGUCUCUAUCAACUUGCUCCCAAACCGCCCACCAAGCUCGGCAUGUAUCGUACCCUGGCUCCCACUGCGGGUGUACAUGUUUCCCCAUUCGCCUUGGGAGCCAUGUCCAUUGGGGACAAAUGGCACCAGUACGGAAUGGGUGCAAUGGACAAGCAGUCUUCGGUGAAGUUGCUGGAUGCGUAUUUCGACGCAGGCGGGAAUUUUAUCGACACUGCGAACAAUUACCAAGACGAAAGCUCAGAGGAGAUCAUCGGCGAGUGGGCUGAAAAGCGUGGCAUUCGUGACCAGCUUGUCAUUGCUACAAAGUACACUACCAAUUUCAAACGAGGCUCCAAUGAAGCACAGAAAGUCAAUUUUACCGGAAAUAAUGUCAAGUCUAUGCAUCUCAGCGUGGAGGCGAGCCUGAAGAAACUUCGAACAUCUUACAUCGACAUCUUAUAUCUUCACUGGUGGGACUUCGACACCAGUGUUGAGGAAGUCAUGAACGGAUUGCACAUCCUCGUCCAGCAAGGAAAAGUUCUCUACCUGGGUAUCUCCGAUACACCUGCCUGGAUUGUGUCAAAGGCAAACCAAUACGCUCGUGAUUACGGGAAAACCCCUUUCGUGAUCUAUCAAGGCAUGUGGAAUAUUUUGGAGCGCUCAUUCGAGCGCGACAUAAUUCCCAUGGCCCGGGCUGAAGGUAUGGCACUCGCACCCUGGAACGUUCUCGCCAGCGGUAAAUUCCGCACAGACGAGGAGGAGCACAGGCGCCGCGAAACGGGAGAAAAGGGAAGGGAGAUGUUUACCGCAAGUUGGGAACGCACCGAAAAUGAAACAAAGGUAUCUCAUGCGUUAGAGAAGGUAGCGAAGGAGGUCGGGGCUAGUCACAUCACCGCUGUGGCCAUCGCAUACCUUAUGCAGAAAACGCCGUACGUUUUUCCCCUUGUUGGAGGGCGCAAAGUCGAACACCUUCAUGGAAACCUCGAGGCGCUUGAUAUAUCUUUGUCCCCGGAACAGAUCAAGUAUUUGGAAAGCAUUCUCCCGUUUGAUCCGGGGUUCCCGACCUCCAUGAUUGGCGAUGGGUCAUCUCCCACUAUGCUUCUCGCACAUACCGCUCAUUUCGAGAAGGUCCCGCGCGUCGAACCAAUCAAGCCAUCGAAGAAAUAAUCUUCAACGUUCCAUGUCCCCAAGCGUCGCGUCUACCAAGUUCUCAGUUUGUAUAAUAUUAAAACUUUAUCGAUUGGCA